Messenger RNA from Bactrocera dorsalis (oriental fruit fly), 729 nucleotides. RefSeq lists its product as uncharacterized. Lineage: Eukaryota; Metazoa; Arthropoda; Insecta; Diptera; Tephritidae. The record is from RefSeq and is a predicted model, not a curated record. Bases 1 to 729 code for a protein of 242 amino acids. The transcript has 3 exons.
AUGGGUCGAAAACAACAUCAGCAGAAGCACCAGCUACAACGGAAUCAAAGUAACGAUGAUGGCGAAACAAAUGAUGCGCCCGGCUCAUCGAAUCACACCGAUACGCAUGGUAGCGUUGGUGUGCCGACACUGCCUACAGCAGCGCUAUCUCUGUCAGCAACAUCCGUAGGCAGCACACCGCCGAGCAGCGCUGAAGCGACAAAUACCAACAAUUUCGCUUAUUACAUGGGCGCCGCUGAAACGGUGGCAGCAACGGCUGUCACAGCUGCAACGCACCGACAUGCUGUCGCAGCAACGCCACCACUACCACCCCCAUCACAAUCGUUGCCGCCAUCAUCAGCUGUGGCGGCCUCAUCAGCAACAGCGCACUAUCCACCACCACACCAGCAACACUAUGCCACGAGCAACGCAUCGGAUGCCUUUCACCACCAGCAGAUGCAUCUACAGCUACAACAACCACUACCACCCCCAUCACAAUCGUUGCCGCCAUCAUCAGCUGUGGCGGCCUCAUCAGCAACAGCGCACUAUCCACCACCACACCAGCAACACUAUGCCACGAGCAACGCAUCGGAUGCCUUUCACCACCAGCAGAUGCAUCUACAGCUACAACAACAAUACGAGCAGCAUUAUCAACUGCAAACAGCCUAUAAUCACCAGCAACAGCAGGCGCCGCCGUCGCAAUCGCAGCAAGAAGACUCGAGUCAUUUACCAGGGACGAUAACUGCGUAA